This is a messenger RNA of Octopus sinensis (East Asian common octopus), 1382 nucleotides long. Its product is annotated as kelch-like protein 2. Lineage: Eukaryota; Metazoa; Mollusca; Cephalopoda; Octopoda; Octopodidae. The transcript has 4 exons. The record is from RefSeq and is a predicted model, not a curated record. Gene Ontology annotation, molecular function: protein binding. The coding region runs from base 189 to 1367 and encodes 392 amino acids.
UUUUCUCUUUAGAACUCUUCAAUGUUUCAUUUACUUUUCGUUUGGGGCCUGUUGUAAACUUCCUGUUUAGUUUGCUAGCACCCAAGCAACAAGGUGGAUGGUUGAAAAAUCAUUCUUACUCUGUCGCUUCGCAACACUCUUUAGAAAUACUGUUGUUUGACGUGUAGCAUCCAGACCAUCUGCCUGGCAUGAUUGAGUCGCGCACCUUCAAUGUGGAAAGUCAUAGUAAAGUUGCAUUUCAUGUUAUGUAUGAUUUAUGGCGGCAGCAGCAGCUCUGUGAUGUCAUUAUCUCUGUAGAAGGACACCAGUUUCAUGCACACAAGAUCGUUUUGGCAGGAUGUAGUCCAUAUUUACGUGCCAUGUUUACAAAUGGCAUGUUAGAAUCUGAGAAAAACUGGGUAGAAAUCCAUGGUACAGACCAAAAUACCAUGGCAUAUUUAUUGGAGUUCAUGUACCGUGGUUCUAUUGAAAUCACAGUUGACAAUGUUCAGAGUUUGCUGCAAGGAUCCAGUCUCCUUGGUUUGCAUUCCCUAAGAAAUCUGUGUGCUCAUUUCUUACAAUCGCAACUAACAGCUUCCAAUUGCUUAGGUAUCCACUAUUUUGCUGACAUGUACACCUGUAUUGAACUUGAAGCUACAGCACGUCACUACAUUUACCAGAAUUUUCUAGAUGUCAUUCGUACUGAGGAAUACUUGCAAUUAUCUGAAGAACGGUUAUUAGAUUUGCUCAACAGUGAUAAACUGCAAGUAACAAGUGAACAUCAAGUGUUUGAAGCCGCAUGUCACUGGCUGCAGUGUGAUCUAAUUCAUCGUUCACAUGUUGCAUGUCGCUUUCUACAAGCUAUCAAACUCGUUCUGCUAGAUAUGGAAUACUUGCAAAAUAUUGUAAGCCAGUCUGACUGGGUUCGAAAUUGCCGGAAGUGCCAAGUUCGAGUGAACAAGGCACUGAUGAUGAAACAAAACAGUAAAGCACUUGAACAGAUCACUCCUCGUGCCCAGCCACCUAGUAUUUAUGUAAUAGGAGGACGCAACAGUAUUGACUCACAGUUAAAAAGUGUUGAACGAUAUGACUUCUUAUUGGACCAGUGGUCGACAGUGCCUAGCAUGAAUAUUGCACGGACAGCUGUUAGUGCAACUAGCUAUAAUGGUUUGCUUUAUGCUGUUGGUGGAGAGUGUGCUUUGGCAGAUACUCCUGAUGACACAUUAUAUUUGCGUUGUGUUGAGUGCUAUGAUCCAGUUCUUAAACAAUGGGAACUAAAACCUGAACUCAAAAUUGCUCGGUCAUUUAUUGCUGUGGCUUCAGUUGGUGGAUUUCUCUAUGCUAUAGGUAAGCUUCAUGGGAAAAGUUUAAAUGUUCAAUAUUUUUAACAUAAGCAGUAAGAU